GCUUCGGCUUCACCGUCUCUCUCGGUCUCUCGUGCUCGCUCGCGGUUCUUGAGUCUUGACUUCAUCGGAACGAAGCUCGUCGCCUGCCGGGAGGGAGGAAGGGAGGGAUGGAUCCCGAAUGACCAGAAUUUCCGCUCUGCUUCCGGUGUCAGAUGGCAUGACCUCUUUCCGGCCCAUCUCUCACGUUCUCCCCGCAGACGGCAAUCAUCGUUUUUUGCGCUGAGAGCCGAGCAUUCGGGGCAAGGUGUCGACAGGGGAAAGAGACUGACUAAAUUCGGAGCUAUUCAAUUCGGUGGCAGAAAGAAGUCGGUCCUGUCGAGUCGAGUCGAGCUGAGUUGAGUUGAGCGGGGAGGGAUGAUGGGCAUAUGCUGCUGCGCCUUCUCUCCAGCUGCGGACUCGAGCAUGUUGCUUCGUGAGGAUCUCGCUCUGGAAGGAAUGCUGUUUUCAGGGAAUGUCGAAGGGAUCUCCAAUGUUUUGAUCGACAAGGCCGUGCAUGGGAAGGGGAAGGAGGGUCUGGGUUUUUGACAUAGGACAUCGAAAUUGCCGCAGCAGCGCAGUUUCGGGAUGGGAUGGAUGGACUGGGAUGGCAAGGCAAGGCAAGGCAACUCAUGAUGCAUGGAGCUCGAGUACAGAAUAUCAUUCCGCGAUAGAGACUCUGCGAAUAACUCAGCUGGAUUGCGUCUGAGGACAGGUUUCAUAUAAACAUAAAGGUUCGACGAGACAAUUUCGAACAGGCAGGGGAGCAUCCGCGUGGGCACGUAUUUCUUCGAAGGUUUGAGGAUAUCAAGACAUAUUUGUCCCGUGACAGACACAGGAAGAAACCAGAGCGUGAUUUUUCACGAAUACGAGGAGCAUUGUGAAGGACGGAGGGUUGACCAGGAGAGGCCAGCAUGCUGCUGUGAUUCGGUGUGACACCAGCAUUGUUGGAAUAACCGGAAGGGCAGGGCAGGGGAGAUCACGAUGCCUCAAACCGUGCCCCCAUCAGCGAGCAGGGCUCGGGUGAAAGAAAAGCUGCAGACGUCGGAGCAGACACCGAGAAUCGGCGUCGGGGGCGACAGAGGAAUGGAUCCCAUGCAGGUGAUACAGGAAGGAAGGCCGAUGACGCGGUCGCAGUCGAGGAUCAGAGAAAAGUAUGCGCCAUUCUCGCAGGAUAAAUCCUGCACGGGCAUGAAGGACAUGAACCGGGCUCCGUUCGCGCUUCAGCUGGAGAAGUCGAUGACGAAGUCCAGCCAUGCGAGCGUGAGCCUGCUGACCCCGAGGGUGAAGCACUCGCAGGAAAACCACCAGCAGCAGCAGCAGCAGCAGAUGAAAUCAGCAGCAGCAGCAGGAGCAGGAGGAGGAGGAGGAGGCAGGCGGAGUUCUCUGGCUGAGCAGAAGGUGUAUCUGACGGACGGGGACCACGGCCGGGGCUCGCCCAUGGACGUUGACCUCGUGACGCCCAAGGUGAGCCAUCUGAGCUCAACGGUUCUGGGCGUGUACAACAGGGUCAAGGAGAAUGAACGCGGAGGCGCUCGAAAUGCCGAGACCUCAACGUCUGCGACAUGCACAGCGCGCGCCCGCGUGAGCUACGCGUCGGGCUUGAAGCCUGCUGUUGUGGCCAGUGAGCCGCUCUCGUUGAUGAAAUCCGGCCUGAGGACGGCUGGUUUGAGGGCUAGGCAAGUGCACGAGGACAUGGAGCGCGGAGGAGACGAAGGAGGUGGAACGAGAAUCAUGGUCUACGUCCGCUUGCGCCCCAUGUCGAAGAAGGAAAAAGAGGCUGGAGCCCGGAGCUGUGUGAAGAUUGACAACAAGCGUGAUGUUUAUCUCACCGAGAUGGCCCUCGAAACAGACUACCUGAGGCUGAAAAGGCUCCGUGGCCGCCAUUUUGCUUUCGACGCUGCUUUUCCGGAUAAUACUUCUCAGCAGGAGGUUUAUCAGACGAGUGCUGCGGAACUCGUGGAGGGGGUGCUUGAUGGAAGGAAUGCAUCGGUUUUUUGUUACGGGGCAACAGGAGCAGGGAAAACGCACACCAUGCUCGGGACUGUGCAGCAACCAGGCGUGAUGGUGCUAGCAUUGAAGGACUUGUUUACCAAAUUGAAACAGAGGAGUCCGGAGGGUGAGCAUGUCGUGCGGCUUUCUUACUUAGAGGUCUACAACGAGAGUGUGCGCGACUUGCUCUCGCCUGGUCGGCCCCUGGUGCUACGUGAAGACGCUCGACAGGGGACUAUUGCAGCUGGUCUCACCCAGUACCAGGCCUUUUCUGCCGACGAGGUUAUGACGCUACUGCACAAGGGAAAUACGAAUCGCCAAACAGAGCCCACUAGAGCCAAUGAAACUUCGUCGAGGUCUCAUGCCAUCUUGCAGGUUGUGGUGGAGUACUCAGUGCAUCAAGACUUUGGAAAAGCUACUAGACUCGGCAAGCUUUCUCUGAUAGAUUUGGCCGGAUCAGAGCGCGCCUUAGCGACUGAUCAGAGAACUUUGAGGUCCGUGGAAGGCGCUAACAUCAAUCGAUCUCUUCUGGCGUUGAGCAGUUGCAUCAAUGCCCUCGUGGAAGGGAAGAAACACAUUCCUUUCCGAAACUCAAAACUUACUCAACUUCUCAAGGAUUCCUUGGGAGGUGCAUGUUCAACUGCCAUGAUUGCAAAUGUGAGUCCCAGUAAUGGAUCUUUCGGAGAAACUCAAAACACGCUUCAUUGGGCUGAUCGUGCUAAGGAGAUCAAAACGAAGGGAAGUGAAGUGAAUGACGAGCUACAGUUGCCGGAAGAUCAAGACGAGAAGACGAAGUUGCUGAUGCAAAUACAGAAAGAGAACCAGAUGUUGCGGUUGCAGUUGGCACGAUUGGAGAGAACGUUUUUAGCGAAUCAAAACUGUGGUACUCCGGCAGCAAUAGGUUCAACACCUUUCACCCCUGCCAUGCCAUCGGAAAGAAAUCCACUGGACUCUUUGGCACCGUCAGAGACCCUGGCGAGAAGGGGAGAACAGAAAACUAUGGCAGAGAAGAAGAUUUGGGAGCUACAAAGGACUGUUGAGUUGCUAGAGAUGGAGGCAGAGAAAACAAGAAGGGAUGGCGCGCUGAGAGAGGAGAAGAUGAAUGCAUCGAUCAUGGCUCUCACACACGAGCAUACUCUGCAGUUGAAGCGGAAGGAUGAGUUCAUCCGCAACCUGUGUAACUCUCUAAACAUGGUAGAAAGCCCAGGUGUACAGAAAGUUGCUGCCAGUCCAAUCAAGUGUCUGGAGAAGAUACUCAGCCAACGGGCGACCGUGGCAAAGGAAAAGGCUGCUGAGAAAGCUGACAAAGUCUCAGCUACCGCCGAGAAAGCACGUCGCUAUGUCACUCCUAAAGGUGCCACUAAGGCCUGCCCUCUGCCUCCAUCAUGUGCCCGUUCUGCUCUGCAAAAAGCGGACCAGAAAACUACAACGGUGGUCACUCGAAGAAUGACAAGAAGCUCUCAGCAGACUCCUCAGUCUCCAUCAGCUAAUUUGCCAAAGACUCCACCUCUUCCACGUUUCUUCUCUCCUUCUAAAGCGGAAGAGCAGUUCGCAAGCUGCAGGAAGAGAACAUUCUGGGACAUCACCAACAGCCCAAACAGCCACAUGAGGUCUCCACGAUUGAGCAUGGGAGGCGGAACUUCACUUCUCCGACAGCCCGGUUUCGCACGCCGGAGAACAUCUCCAGAGCAAGAUUAGGGGAUGAAGCUCACAAAAUUGGAAAUAAAUCAGCUGAUCUGAUGCCUCCACGACUGUUGUGGUCGCUCACAUGAGGUAAUUUGCAAGACGUUUUGCGACUUAGGUGGCAUCCUCGAGGCCGUGAGUUACAUUCCUAUUGAUCGACCCCCCAUACUUGAACUUUAUGGCAGUUCGCUAUUUUACAGUUCACGACCAUGAGAGAUCCGUGUACAAUUCUUGUAAAGUAAAACGAUGAACCUAUUUGCUGCAAAACCAGAGGACAUUCUGGUGGUACUGUAGGGAGGUUGGAAGUACAGUUCAUGAUUAUGAAGGUAUUUUGCAGCUCGUAUGAUACUGCGAAUAGUUCCAGUAAGAACAUAAUUGUUGGGACCCAAAAGCAGGCGGAGUGGGAGGAACGCUGGUGGAAACCGCGGCGAUACUGUUGUGCAAACGGUUCAUGACACUUCGGUGUCAUGCAAAUAAGUAUUAAUCAAAUUAUCUGCUGCCUAUGUUUGAAGGUACGGAAAGAGCUGCUUCAAAUUGGCUCAUUUAACCAUUUAUUUUAGUCUCACAUAUGAGAAAUUGUCACAUUAACAUUUUUCUCAAUCAAGAGGCACAGUCGGCUGCCAAUUUUGG
Messenger RNA from Marchantia polymorpha subsp. ruderalis, 4281 nucleotides. The record is from the annotation of a GenBank genome assembly. NCBI's taxonomy places the organism in Eukaryota, Viridiplantae, Streptophyta, Marchantiopsida, Marchantiales, Marchantiaceae.